CCUUCCCACGCCCCAGUGCGCUGUGGGAUAGUGGCACUAUAAAGUAUAUCCUCUCUCGGAGAAAGAUAAGAAGCCCGAGACAGGAGGGGGAUGAAGAUGGCGGACGCCAAGCAGAAGAGGAAUGAACAGUUAAAGCGCUGGCUGGGCUCGGAAACGGACCUGGAGCCUCCUAUUCUGAAAAAGAAGAAGACGAAGGUGAAGUUCGAUGAUGGCGCCGUGUUUCUGGCCGCCUGCUCAAGCGGCGAUACCGAGGAGGUGCUCCGAAUGCUUGACCGGGGCGCUGACAUCAACUACGCCAAUGUUGACGGUCUCACCGCCCUCCACCAGGCAUGCAUAGAUGACAAUGUUGACAUGGUGACUUUCCUGGUGGAGCAUGGAGCCAGCAUCAACCAGCCUGACAACGAGGGCUGGAUCCCCCUCCACGCUGCAGCCUCCUGCGGAUACCUAGACAUAGCAGAGUAUCUCAUCAGCCAGGGUGCCAAUGUAGGCGUUGUAAACAGCGAAGGUGAGACACCUCUGGACAUUGCUGAAGAGGAGGCAAUGGAGGAGCUCCUGCAGAAUGAGAUCAACAGACAAGGGGUGGAUAUCGAGGCAGCCCGGAAAGAGGAGGAGCGGGUGAUGCUGAGGGACGCCCGGCAGUGGCUCAACAGCGGCCAGAUCCAAGAUGUCCGGCACGCCAAGUCCGGAGGAACGUCACUUCAUGUAGCUGCUGCGAAGGGAUACGCAGAGGUUUUAAAGCUUUUAAUCCAAGCAGGGUAUGAUGUAAAUAUUAAGGACUAUGAUGGCUGGACUCCUCUACAUGCAGCAGCACACUGGGGCAAAGAGGAGGCAUGUAGGAUACUGGUGGAGAAUCUAUGUGACAUGGACCUCAUUAAUAAAAUGGGCCAGACAGCUUUGGAUGUAGCCGACGAAGAUGUUCUGGGAUACUUAGAAGAACUACAAAAGAAACAAAAGCUGCUGAUGAGUGUGGAGAAAGACGUUAAGAAAUCUCCUUUGAUUGAAACAACAACCACCGGGGAUAACAACCAGUCACUGAAACCACUCAAUAGCAAAGAAACACUGCUUCUGGAGCCAGAAAAGAGCGCCCCACGCAUAGACACCUUAGAACCGGAGAAGGUGGAUGAAGAAGAGGAUGGGAAGAAGGACGAAUCAAGCUGCUCCAGUGAGGAAGAGGAUGAUGAAGAUUCGGAGUCGGAGACUGAAGCAGACAAGAGCAAGCCUUCAGCAUCAGUGAGCAACAACACAGCGCCCACCCCGACCACAGUCACCGUGUCAUCUCCAACUAGCCCAACCAACCAGGUGACGACCCCCACUUCACCGGUAAAGAAGGUCCCUCAGCCUGCUGGAAAGGCCUCAACUAAAGUGGAGGAUGAUAGGAAGGACGAAUCGCCAGCAUCGUGGCGGCUGGGUUUGAGGAAGACGGGCAGCUAUGGGGCUCUGGCAGAGAUCACAGCUACCAAGGAGGCUCAGAAGGAGAAAGACACAACUGGGGUGAUGCGCUCAGCCUCGAGCCCUCGCCUGUCGUCCUCCCUGGACAAUAAAGAUAAAGAGGAAAAAGAUAAAGGGACCCGGCUUGCCUAUGUGGCCCCUACCAUCCCCAGGAGACUGGCCAGUACUUCAGACAUUGAUGAGAAGGAAAACAGGGACUCUACUUCUCUGAUACGUAGUGGCUCAUACACUCGGCGACGCUGGGAUGACGACCUGAAGAACAGCGAAGGAAGCGCCUCCACCAACCGAACCCCCAGCUAUCAGCGCAGCACGUCCCAUACGCUAGCACUAGGGCGGAGCGGCAGCAUGCGGGACGUGCCAGCCAAGUCUUCGUCCACCUCCAGCUUGGACCCUAACAACAGUAAUACUAAACCCUGGCAGCCACCCUCCUCCCACUACCAGUCUUACAGCAUUUACCGCAGCGGCUCUUUCGGCAGAAGACAAGAGGACUUGAGUUCUUCAACCACCUCCCCCACGACCACCACCACCACCUCCUCAUCUGUUACCUCGCCUACAGGCCAUCGGGGCCUGCUCUCCAGCCUGGGCUCCUCCUCCACCCGCACUGGCUCCACCAGUCUCACCAGCAGGUACUGGUCAGAGGAGAGUGCAGAGAAGGAGAAGGAGUCUGCUGCGGUCAUCCCCACUAUAAACACUGGCUCUACUACGACCACCGCAUCUACCACUACCGCCAUAUCUACCACUGGCACCGGCACCGGCUCUGAAAGACGCAGGUCAUACCUGACGCCAGUGCGAGACGAGGAGUCAGAGUCCCAGAGGAAAGCUCGCUCCAGACAGGCUCGACAGUCAAGGAGGUCCACCCAGGGUGUGACUCUGACUGACCUGCAAGAGGCUGAGAAAACGAUCGGAAGGAGUCGUACCCCAAAGACCUGGGAGGAAGAGAAGGAGGAGAAAGAGAAGCAGGACAAGGAGAAGCAACAGGAGGAAAAGAAGGAGAUGGAGACUAAGGAAGACGAUUACCGGUCGAAGUAUCGCAGCUUCGAAGAGCGCUACCGGCCUUCAUCUUCCUCCUCCGCCAUUUCUACAGUCAGCACAGCCUCCACCCCGUCCUACUCUAGCACCACAUUUUCCUCCAGUUCCAGCUCCCUCAACAGGCCCAACAGUCUGACGGGGAUCACCUCCUCCUAUAGCCGUUCCUCCAGGGAUACGGAAAAAGAAAUGGACAAAAAGGAGGAGGAGAAGGAGGGAGAGGACAAGUCUCAGCCCCGCUCCAUACGGGAUCGCAGGCGGCCCCGCGAGAAGAGACGCUCCACUGGGGUCUCCUUCUGGACCCAAGAUGGUGAUGAAAAUGACCCUGACCAGCUGUCCGACUCGGAGGAGGGCAGCACCAAAGGAGAGCCACAGAGCGACAGAUUAUCCAGGAAUGAGAGCACUUCAUCCUUAGAUCGCAAUGACACUCUUUUUAGCCGUGGCUAUGGUGAGAGUCGGAGGACAUACUCAAGCCGACUGGAUAGAGACGACACCACUGACUAUAAGAAGCUCUACGAGCAGAUCUUAGCUGAGAACGAGAAGUUGAAGGCCCAGUUACGUGACACAGACCUGGAGCUGGCAGACUUGAAGCUACAACUAGAGAAGGCCACGCAGAGGCAGGAACGCUAUGCCGACCGAUCACAGCUUGAGUUGGAGAAAAGGGUAACAAGCAGACCCCAAUAUCAUCUGGGUGGUGGAAAGAAGAGCUCUAGAAAGGAAGAUUUCUGAGAUGGAGGAGGAACUUAAGAUGCUCCCAGACUUGAAAGCAGACAACCAGAGACUAAAGGACGAGAACGGAGCACUCAUUCGAGUCAUUAGCAAGCUUUCCAAGUAGAACAGACCCUCCCCGCCCCGUCUUCUGCACCCCCUAGUCCCCCAUGGCAGUGACUAAUGGAAUUGCACAUUUAGAUAUUAAUUGCAACAGACAUCAGAGACAAGACUCCUUCUUUCUUUUUUUUCCUCCCCAACUCUGUCUCCCUUUUGCUCCUCCACCACUGCAGCAUCUAUCCAUCCAUCCAUCCAUCUGCCCCCUUGUGCCACCUCCUCGACUAUAAUCCACCCGAUUGUGUGGCUGCUGUCCUGAUAGAACCGCUGAGUUUACAGAGCAAAAGGAAAAAGGGUUGUGUGAUCAGCAUGUAAAAGCAUUGUGGGCGGGGAAGCCUGAAAACUAUUUAACCAAUAAGCCUUAGUUGUACAUAAAGAGAAAAAGGAAAAAAAACACUUGCAUCGAUCUCUUCUCUUCUCUCUGUCACUCUCUCUCGGCUAUCACUGAAGAACAGAUAUUAUCCAACACCUGAUUUUAUUUGUGCCACAAUCUCUGAUGUAAUUUUCUUUUUGUUUCCUCUCCCUGUGUAAGUGUUGUGUGCUGUGCAGUUUCUUCCUCCCUUGCUCUUAAAUCCUUCAAAGUGCCACUUCUGCCCCAUAUCAGCUCCUUGUGGCCUCCCCUAAUUUUUCCUGGUGUUUUUUUUUUUUUUUUUUUUUUUUUCUCCCCCUCCCAACCUAACCCUAACCCCCCCCCCCACACACACACACACACACACACAAACACACAGAUCACCAAAACGCGCACACACACACACACCCGCCCUCUCCCGUUUUUGUACCUCUGUGUGUCUUCCUCCAAGAGGGAAAAUUUUGAAUUCUCGCUUUAGCAAAACGAGGCGGACCUGGUGGAAUUUAAGCUUUCACUGUAUGUGCAAUAUGCAUUUCUUUUUUUUUUUUUUUUUUUUUUGAUGCUUUAAUGAUGAGUCCAUCACAAGUAGGAUUUUUCACUCUUCCACCGCUUCCAUCGCUCACCUUCCUCCUUUUUUUUUUUUUUUUUUUUUUUUUAAGUUUGUAGUGUAGUCAGUUUAUACUCUGUAUUUCUCACUUUGUUUUAGCAGGUACUGAGUGAUGCUGUAUAUACCUGUAUGUAUUUGUUUGAGACCAGCACAUGGCAUGCAUUUACGGUUCCCGUCUGUUACUAUUAAAAAGUAUACAAAUUCCAGAGGACAAAAAGGUGUGUUUUAAUUAUUUUUUCUUUUAUAGUCUAAAGACAUUGGAUACAGUACAUUUAGAGCCUCUCUCUCUUACGCGGGACGGCUGGCAGUGUUCAGUGCUUCCUUUUUUUUUCCAGUUUAAAAUAAGUGUUCACAUAAUUGUGAGAUAAAAAAAUAAAAAUAAAUAUCGCUUCACUACAUUUCACUUUCAUUGUAUUCAGUAUCUUGGAAGAGUGCUGUUAAUUUUGUUUCCAGUUUUUUAAAGCUGUAGUAUUAUAGCCAAGGUGUUGUCACUAAAAACAAAAGAAUAUCUUAGGUAUUGCUAACCCAGUCCUUUUUACAAUGUCUACAUGCACUGUCAAUGCCAUGUGAAGAGUCUUGAUGUCAGGUUAAAGCAAAUCGCCACCAUCAAAUAUUUCAUGCAUCUGAAAACAUUUUAUGCAUUUCAGUGGCCUUUUAAGGAUAUUUUAGUAAAAGAAGUUUUAAAAAAAAGUCACUGCAGAUGGACUGAUGACCAUCUACUCUGGUUAAGACUUUUGUUGUUUUUUUUCUUUAUUUUUUUUCCCGUCAUCUUGUAAAAUAGGUGUGUGGCUUAAUACAUGCAAGCUGUGCUGUGACUACCAACCACUGAAGAGUUCAUUAAAAAUAAACUUGUACAUUGUAAAGUU
Micropterus salmoides (largemouth bass) is the source of this 5122-nucleotide messenger RNA. RefSeq names its product protein phosphatase 1, regulatory subunit 12A (gene ppp1r12a). Gene Ontology annotation, molecular function: protein kinase binding; phosphatase regulator activity; enzyme inhibitor activity. NCBI's taxonomy places the organism in Eukaryota, Metazoa, Chordata, Actinopteri, Centrarchiformes, Centrarchidae. Gene Ontology annotation, biological process: signal transduction. Gene Ontology annotation, cellular component: Z disc; A band; cytoplasm. The transcript is spliced from 27 exons. The record is from RefSeq and is a predicted model, not a curated record. The coding region runs from base 91 to 3204 and encodes 1037 amino acids.